AUGCAAGCUCUAAACACUACGAAACGGCUAAUGUCUACCAAACAAUUUCCAUUGUUCAAGUCACUACUCUAUUCGUCGCACGACCCUGCAGACUGCACGCAAGUGCUCAAAGUUCACAGCUACACCCCGAAGGUGGGAGCCGAUGAGUCGAUUCUUCUCCGCACGUUGGCGUUCCCAAUUAACCCUUCGGACAUCAACCAAUUGCAGGGGGUGUAUCCCUCGGUGCCCGAGAAAACGUUAGACUACUCGACCGAAAAGCCGGCCGCAAUUGCGGGCAACGAGGGCGUGUUCGAGGUGAUGUCUGUCCCGCAAGGGGAACGCCGGCUGGCUGUUGGCGACUGGGUAAUUCCGCUGUACAGCAACACCGGGACGUGGACAAACUACCAGACAUGCCGCGAUGCUGGCACGCUGGUUAAGGUUAACGGGCUGGACCUGUACACGGCGGCAACAAUCGCAGUGAAUGGCUGCACUGCGUACCAACUGGUCAACGACUACGUGCAAUGGGAUCCAUCGGGCAACGAGUGGAUCGUGCAGAACGCAGGAACGUCAGCGGUGUCCAAGAUCGUGACGCAGGUGGCCCAGGCGCGCGGCGUCAAAACCCUCAGUGUGAUCCGGGACCGUGAAAACUUUGCAGAAGUAGCCAAGGAGCUGGAAGAGCGCUAUGGGGCUACGAAGGUCAUCAGCGAAACCCAAAACAACGACAAGGACUUUUCCAAGGACGAAUUGCCGGUAAUCCUUGGCCCAAACGCGCGCGUCCGCCUCGCGCUGAACUCUGUGGGUGGAAAAUCCAGUGGGGCUAUCGCGAGAAAGCUAGAGCGGGAUGGUACCAUGUUGACCUACGGGGGGAUGUCCAGGCAGCCUGUGACGGUUCCAACGACGCUCUUAAUUUUCAAUGGCCUGAAGUCCUUGGGGUACUGGAUCACCGAGAAUACGAAGAGAAACCCUCAAUCUAAGAUCGACACCAUAUCCGCGCUCAUGCGCAUGUACGGUGAUGGACAGCUGCAGCCUCCAGAGGCCGACAUAAAGAAGAUUGAGUGGGACGUUCAAAAAAUGAAUGAUGAACAGCUGCUUGAGGCGGUUAAAAAUGGUAUCCAAAGCAACGGUAAGAGUGUAGUAGUGCUCAAGUGGUAA
This is a messenger RNA of Eremothecium gossypii ATCC 10895, 1131 nucleotides long. It is a transcript of the gene ETR1, whose product is annotated as enoyl-[acyl-carrier-protein] reductase. Gene Ontology annotation, biological process: fatty acid metabolic process. Gene Ontology annotation, molecular function: trans-2-enoyl-CoA reductase (NADPH) activity. The transcript has a single exon. Gene Ontology annotation, cellular component: mitochondrion. Lineage: Eukaryota; Fungi; Ascomycota; Saccharomycetes; Saccharomycetales; Saccharomycetaceae. The record is from RefSeq and is marked provisional. Bases 1 to 1131 code for a protein of 376 amino acids.